AUGGUCAGACGUAUAGAAGGUACGAUUGACUAUGAAAAACGUAAUGAAGUUCUCAAUGAUAAUCACAAGGUUUUAAUUUAUCUCGAUGAUAUGACAUUAACUGAUAUUGCUUCACAAGAUGGUUCUUAUGUUCGUAAGUUUCAUACUAUUGCAAAAUUAAUUCUUGAAAACCAAAUUAGAACAUUUCCCAUAGCAUUUACACUUGAAUAUGAUGAAAAAGAUGUAGAAAAAACAUCGAAUUAUUCAAUACGUGUACGAAUUGUAGCUGAUGGUAAAACACGUUUUAUUACCAGUUCCAAUGUACCAGUGCUUACUAAAGGUUAUGGUGACAUGGUUGAUAUUAAAGUAGAGAAAAUCGAUUUAAUGUAA
Messenger RNA from Rotaria sp. Silwood1, 369 nucleotides. Lineage: Eukaryota; Metazoa; Rotifera; Eurotatoria; Philodinida; Philodinidae. The record is from the annotation of a GenBank genome assembly.